CUUCCCUAGUUCCCCCGCCCUCACGUCACGGCCGACGAGACCUGCAAAUGGAAUACAUUCGUCCACCUCAUCUCAGUUUUCUAUUCCAACAGUGAUCGCAAAUCCCCCAGUCAAUGUGACACAUCUAAACGCGGAAUCCACAAAUCUGCGAAACAGACUUUCAUUCGGACGCGCUUAGAUUGUUCAUGUUUUUCAUCAAGCCGUUCUGAAUAGGCAACUUUUACACAGGUGUGUGGGCACGCCGCCCGGGGAGACAAACAUGUCCAAUGGGAAAGAUGCACCUGCCACAGACACCUCCGCACAGAUGAGCCUGCAGGAGUGUUUGGAUGAGUGCAUGGAGGCCCUGGACCUCUUCCUCAACAACCACUUCAGCGAGAGCCUGGACAAGCUGCAGCCACGGGCGAAGGAUAGCAUGUACCACGCUCUGAUCUACGCCACGGUUCUGGAGAUGCAGGCUAUGAUGACCUUCGAGCAGGAGGACAUCACCAGCGCCGGCAACACCAUGAAGACCGCCCAGGAAGUGUGUCAGAGAUUUCGAAAGAAGUCCCCUGGAUUGGUCAGCAAAUCCUCGGGAGAAGCGCUGACUGAAGAGCAGCUCCAUGCGGAGGUUUGCUACGCAGAGUGCCAGCUCCAGAGAUCUGCUCUCACCUUCCUACAGGAUGAGAACAUGGUGAGUUUCAUCAAGGGAGGAAUCAAAGUUCGCAACAGCUACCUCAUUUACAAGGAGCUGCAUGGCUUCAUUCAGUCUCGAAACUCGCUUCGUGGGCCCAACCACAUCCACUUAGAGGGAGGGGUGGCGUUUGGGAUCGGAGCAUUCAACUUGACUCUCUCUCUGUUUCCUCCCCGGAUACUCAAAGUUUUAGAGUUUGCUGGCUUUUCAGGAGACAAGGAGUACGGUCUCUCCCAGCUCCAUGACGGGGCCACAGCGCUCAACCUGCGCUCCAUGCUCUGUGCCCUCCUGCUGCUCUGCUACUACACCUUCCUCACCUUCAUCCUAGGUAGCACAGGGACAGGCGAGGGAGAGGUGGCCGACGCCGAGAAACUGCUGAAGCCCUUCAGACUGCGCUACCCUCAGGGGGCGAUCUUCCUCUUCUUUGAAGGCAGGACGGAGGAAAUCAAAGGCAACAUCGACGAGGCGGUGGCGCUGUUUGAGGACGGCUGCAAGGCCCAGCAGCAGUGGAAGCAGUUCCACCACAUGUGCUACUGGGAGCUGAUGUGGUGCUUCACCUACAAGCGGGUGUGGAGGAUGGCCUACUUCUACGCCGACCUGCUGAGCCAGGAGAGCCGCUGGUCCAAGGCCAUGUACGUGUACAUGAAGGCUGCCUACCUGAGCAUGCUGCCCCACGAGGAGGCCAGACCCUUCGGGGAAAAUGAGGUGGAGCUCUUCAGACAGGUGUCCACCUUCAAGCAGAAGAUAGCAGGGAAGUCGCCCCCGACUGAAAAGUUUGCUGUCCGUAAAGCCAGACGAUACAAAGCAAAAAUCCCCGUCAAGCUUCCUGUGCCUGUGCUGGAGAUGAUGUACAUGUGGAACGGCUUCACCAUCAUCAGCAAGCGGCCAGAGAUGACUGAGGGGAUGCUGCAGACACUGAUGGAGGCAGAGCGCGCCCUGCUGGAGUCUCCCGGGAACGAGUACUUUGUGGACGACCGCUGUGUCAUCCACUUGUUGAAGGGGCUGUGUCUGAAGAACCAGGGACAGUACCAAGCUGCUGAGGAGUGCUUCAACAAGGUCCACAGCAGUGAGAAGAAGAUCAGGUUUGACCACUAUCUGGUGCCAAACGCCCUGCUGGAACUCAGCCUUCUCUAUUCAAACCAGGGAUGCAAGGACCAAGCUGUCAAACUACUGCACAAGGCCAAAAAUAACUACAAGGAGUACUCCAUGGAGUCCCGCACUCAGUUUCGGAUCCACGCCGCCCUGUCCAAGCUGAAGGCAGACACGGUCAACCAGGAUGAGAUCACUGAACUGUAGGGUCUGUGGAGGGUGGGAGCUGGUGGUCAGGACUCGGAGCCUCUCUGGAGGUCUCUAGGGACACCAUCCUUCUGUUAACAUCCACUGCCUCUCUGUGUGGCCAAGCCAUGGGUGAAGACUGUUAGCUUCCAAGCUGGUGGUUCCCUUCCUGGUGGAGGGCUGAGAGGGAGGUGUACACUUCCAAUAUCUCAAACACGGGCUACAUCAGUGUGCGCUAUUCAGAUGCACACGCUAUAUAUCAGCACUAGGCUUAUGUGGGCAGUAUGUUUAGAAGUGAUCUUAUUGUAAUUUGAAGACACUGUAUUUUAAUCAACAAAUGAAUGUGACUUAUCUGGUUAUUGACGUUUGGAUUAUGCUGUUAGGCCAAUUAUUGAUGUUGGAUUACGCUAUUAGGCCAGUUAUAUAUAGAAAUGGCUUCAGUGAAAGUGAGUAUUGUGGGAAAGAUCUGUAGAUUAACAAAUUACAGAUGCCAGAUUUUGCGCCUUCCAGAAUAGUAACUAUUUCACCUUUUUAGUAUGAUUUCAAGUGUGAAAUCAUUUUGCCGGUAUACACCUACACACUAUUUAAAAACUGGAAAUGCUGUAUAUUUACAGGCUGUGCAAAUGUCGCAAGAAUAAACGUAACUGUUAUUUUAACACAACU
Molecule: messenger RNA, 2608 nt
Organism: Hypomesus transpacificus
Lineage: Eukaryota; Metazoa; Chordata; Actinopteri; Osmeriformes; Osmeridae
Product: tetratricopeptide repeat protein 39A
Exons: 18
Coding region: 260-1966 (568 amino acids)
Molecular function (GO): protein binding
Source: RefSeq, a predicted model, not a curated record